GCUCCAUCACAGCAGUCUUCUAGCCCUGCCGUCCGAAUGCUUCUCUUCUUCUUGAGCGUCGCCGCCUCAGCAAAGAGCCUCGUCGCCAGGAGGAUCCUGCCUCGGAAUCUACGUCGGUUGCCUCCGAGGUGCGACGGCGUGGGGGACAGCCGCCCUCGGGCCGUGUCCGUCACGCACAGGGCCAUGGCCCGUCCGCUCGCCUUGCUCGUCGCGCUCGUCGCGCUCGGCCUCGAUGAGGCCGGCGCCGGCACCGGGAACGCGGAGGAGCCGAGCCGGUCCGGCGAGCUCCUCCUCGCUCGCGCCGGGCCCGACUCGUUCCCCGAGCCGAGCCUGCGGGCCCUCGACUGGAGGCCGGAGUGGCAGAGCCAGGAGCCGCUGCCUCGCGCGGAGCCGGGGGGGCCGGGGGGGCCGGGGGGGCCGGGGGACGUGGCGGGGGCCGUGCCCGACCUGAGCACGAGCGCCGGCCAGGGCUUUGAGCUCCAUCUCCCCGCGCUGCUCGAGGGCAACUGCGUCCGUCCAGGUGCGCGCGGCGCGGGGGCGGCGGUGGGACGUUGCUCACGCGAGCGUGGGCAGCGGUUAAUGGUCUACCAGGUGGGGAGUGACGCGUUGCCGCGGUGGCUGCACUGGGACCCCCGGGCCGGCCGUCUGCUGGGCCACCCCCUGGAAGCCGACACUGGCGUCUACCACAUCUCCAUCGGCCACGACGCGAGCCCCGGCCAGGUGUUCUCCAUCGCCGUCCUGCCCGAGGAGAGCUCCGCCGGCGCCAGACCCCCCGCGGCCUUCUCCAACUCGAUCGCGCCGGCGGCGGCGUGCGAGCCGGGCCAGCCCCACACGGUGCUCACGGUGGUGAUCGACGCCGACGUCGACAAGCUGGCGCUCGCGCGGCGCACGCAGCUUCUCGACGGGAUGACCGCCUUCUCGGGCGUCGCGAUGCACGACAUGAGGCUGCUGCCCGUGCGGAACAACAAGCUGUUCGACAUGUCGGCCUUCGUGGCGGGGCCGGGUAACGCCAAGAAGAUGGUGGAGAACGGCGCCACGCUGUCCUGGCUGCUGGGCUGCGGCCUCGGCGAGGCCUCGGUGCCCAGCUUGGUGGCCGUGGAGAAGCCGGCCAAGGAGGGCGCCAUGGCGACGGCGCUGGGAUUCCCGGUGCUCGGCUGGUACGUCGCCAACCAGAAGCCGCCCGCGGGGAAGCGCGUGCGGCGCGGUGCGCCGCACGUGACGCCCACGCCGGUGAUGACGAGCGCCCCCCCCACCCGGCACCCCCAGCCCGAGGAGCCGCCCGCGCGGGUCGUGCCCUCCCAGCCGUCGCACUCCCCGCUGCCGACGACUCGAACCGCCUGGCCGGACCGCUUCGCCGCGGGCGGCGCGGCCACGGCACCGCUCCCCGUGAAGCCCACGGCCACACUGCCCGGCACCGCGGAGCCCACGCUCCUGCCCGCCCCUCCCGCCGUCCCCGACGUCUCCCGGAAGACGGAGGCCGCCACGGCCCCUUCCGCUCGGCGCGCCACCACCACCGCGGCCACCGCGGCCGCCGCCGCCACGCGCAAGCCGCCGCGCUCCAAGAGGCCCCGCGUGCAGAAGCCCGACGAGGCCGCGCCGAGGCCCGCGGCCAACCAGGUCCCUUACCUGCAGAACCCGGUGGACCGCCUGGAUGUGAACGCGGGAACCUACUUCGAGUACAAGAUCCCGGUGGACACGUUCUACGACGCGGAAGACGGCCCCACCGACAAGCUGAAGCUGUCUCUGUCCUCCCACGUGGACCACUCGGCGUGGGUGCAGCUCAACAGCGCCAGCCGGGUGCUAUUCGGGCUCCCGCCGGACGACGAGAUCGCCAAACACGAGUUCUUUUUGACCGCCACCGACAAAGGCGGCAAGUUCGUCUCCGACGCUUUCGAAAUCGUGGUUCGUGACAAACCCAACGGCGGCAAAUCGAGCGUGAAAUUCGAAGCGACGUUCGCCAACGACUACGACGCGGUGUCCAAGAGCCUCUUUCUGAAGGUGAAGCUGAUGAAGAAGCUGGCUCAGGCGUUCGGCGAGAAGAAUGCCAGCGUGCUGACCCUGGAGGGGCUCCGCCACGGCUCGCUCGUCGUGACGUGGAGCAACGGCUCCCUCCCCGCGGAGCCGUGCCCCCUCGCGGAAGUGCGACAGCUGUACGGCAAGAUGCACGCGGGAGACGGCAGGCCGCGCGACGAGUUCCGCGCCGCCAUGCUGCCCGAGUUCGAGGCGGUGGCGGUCGGAAUAAAGGGAACCGACGGCUGCCGGGGGGCGAACUUCCUGUCGACGGCGCCGUGGGAGCCCGCGGUGGCGCGCGCCACCGAGCCCCCCACGCAGAACGAGCCCAGGAGCUCGAGCCAGGACGACGCUUACCUCCACACCGUCAUCCCGGCCGUGGCCGUCGCCCUCCUGCUGCUGAUCGCCGGCGUCGUCGCGUUCGUCUGCUACCGCCGGAAGCGCCGGGGCAAGAUGUCCCUGGAGGAGCACACGACGUUCAUCAAGAAGGGCGUCCCCAUCAUCUUCGCGGACGAACUGGACGAGGCGAAGCCCGCGCCGUCCUCCAGCAUGCCGCUCAUCCUCACGGAGGAGCGCGCCCCGCUCUCGCCCCCCGAGUAUUCGGGCCAGACGUUCCCCGGGGGACUGCCCGAGGAGCUGCGCCCUCUGCGGGACGACGGUGGCGGGAGCAGCGUGCCCCCGUACCAGCCCCCCCCGCCCUUCGCCAGCGUGGAGGAGAGCCGCAGGUGCCACCCCAAGAGCGUCCACCCCGUCAAGUCGCUGCCCACCUACGUGCCCCCCUAACGCCGUGGCCCAGGGACUGUCCGGGACACUCGGCGCCGUGCGUAUCAAUCUCCUCCUCCCGCUUCGGAGUCUCGCCAACCCACCGCGCGAAGGGAACCACGUUUGUACAGUGUUUAAAGAUUCCAGCUCGACUCGCUCUCUUGUUUUCUGUUACGGCUGUACGUGCGGUAGCUGUGCAAGCGUAUCCACUGCCCAUAUAAUUUCCGCAUUGGUAUCAUUACUUUUGUGGCAUUAUUUCAAAAACGCUCUAGGGCUGUAGUGAUGGAUUUUGUCAAUAAGAUAAAUUAGUAACCCUUGUUGAUUUUGUGCGAUUAAUCUAGGGGUAUCGAUCAUUCCCGUACAGCAGGCUUACAACCAAGUUUAAUUAACUCCAGUACGUGUAGUGCGACGGCUUGGGCUCUGACCGCCUCUCCGCUCUUGUCACGACACCACGCUGCCGCUGCUGCUGUAGCAGAGGCAGCGGCGCCACACUGCUGUAGUAAUGAAAACAUUGCGUUCUCCUGUGAUUUUGUUAAAACACUAAUUGACGAAAGCAAUUUAAUUACUGUAAUUGACGUCCCACGCAGUUGCUAGUGACAGCUGUGUGCGGGAGCCGACGGCCGUAACGUUUCGGAGACACAAAUCCACCCGGUCCAGUGCACGGUGGUACUCGCAUUGAUACGCACAGCACUACGCUGUCCUUGACUUACCAAAGUGUCCACGAUUAACUUCUCGUUCUUCAGUCACAUGGUAUAGCAGCUAAUACUACAGAUGAUCAGGUCUAUGCACAUAAGGCAUGUGGUACGUAAUGGGUGGCGGUUCUUGAUUUUAAUGACGAAGUGUACUUUAUGUGCAGUAGCUCAAUAAGGGAUUUUGUCAAUAGUUUUGAAAAGCUUUUACAACCGUGUUUGGAUAUUUUGUAGUAUUUUUUAUAAUGUAAAUGUGUUUCCAUUCGAGGUUGCGCUGGUAGUGUCGGUGCUUGGGAGAGGGACCAUGGAGGGGGGCUGGCCUUUGCCGGCGCAGGGAAUUUUAAUUUGAAUUCCUUAAUGCCCAGGAUCCUCCUGGCGAGCGACAAACACUGACCGUAUGUUGCGGUGGCACGGAUCGCGGAACAACACCGCCGCAGUCGACUUGAUUACUGCAGGAGGGUCCCAGUGAGCUCGAAACCUCUAAAUGCGGGAUUCCUGCAUUAACAGCAGAUCAAGCAAACUUGUAAAUUAUCUGCAAAUGUAGAAUUGUUUGCAAUACUGUACUCUUAACACUGCACACGCCUGGCACUGCCACUAACGUGGGUGCUGCGGUGGUUAAAAAUUAACUACUGUAACAAUUGCAAAAUAAUUAUAAUAAAAACAUGAAAACACUCACAAAUUUGAAACUCAAAAAGUAAAACGCAAGUGUUGGCGCUCGGUGUCAUUCAUACCGCGAAUGAACAAACACCACGUGACCAUGGGGGGGGGGGGGGGGGGUGUCGACCCGCGCGUUGAAGCCCUCCCCGUGAGAGCCACUCGCGGCGGCUGGACCAGGGGACGGGGCGGUUCGCGUUCCCAGUCGGUGCAUCUCCACGCGUGGCUUUGUCAUGUUGCCAGGAGGAGCAGAGGGGUGUGCAGUCCAAGUUGUGUUCACAGUACUAACGUUUGUGGUCUUACGGCAUCUAACUCUUCAUAUAUAUUUGCCAAAAUUAAUGUUUUGCAUACAAACGGUACUACUAAGAUUUUUUUUGCCAACAUUAAAAUGUUGGUAAAAAACACAUUUUUCUACCUAACGCUUGAUAGAGAAAUGUACAUUUUUACCAGCGUUGAAUGAACUACAUUUGACCGUAGUGGUUUCCUGGUUAUGUAUGUACGUUGAACUUCUUUUGCACCGUACGUAGCCAACCUUGCUAAUCGGAGGUGCGGGGGAAGGACAACAAACUAACCACACGGUGGUUAACGUCGUGGUCGUGAGCGCGUGACGCGGUGGUUGUGCUGUCGGUACGGCGCGUGUAUCGGUGCGCGCGCUGCGUUUGCCGCGGGCUGCUGCGGCCGCCCCGUUUUGGCAGCCGGCACCAGGACGGGCUGCGCCACUGAACCUUUUUAUUAACUACGCUCACGGCUUCACUUCCAGCUUGUUCUGCAAUGGCUGUGGAUAUUUUACUUUCUGCACCUCAUUCUUGGUUUGGUAGAUCUUUCCUCUUUUUUCAUAUAAAAAACACAUUUAUUUAAAA
Messenger RNA from Lethenteron reissneri (Far Eastern brook lamprey), 4975 nucleotides. RefSeq names its product dystroglycan 1-like. Gene Ontology annotation, cellular component: sarcolemma; basement membrane; dystrophin-associated glycoprotein complex. The record is from RefSeq and is a predicted model, not a curated record. Gene Ontology annotation, biological process: morphogenesis of an epithelium; nerve development; axon guidance. Gene Ontology annotation, molecular function: calcium ion binding; laminin binding. Lineage: Eukaryota; Metazoa; Chordata; Hyperoartia; Petromyzontiformes; Petromyzontidae.